UGCAAAACAGGCAUCAAUUUCCGGCUUGAUGUCUUAAUUAAGCACGUGUUCCUUCCAACUUUUCAGUCUGACGGGACCCAUUCGCUUUGUGUGGAGGAGUAAUACCUGGUGGAAGUCUUCUCACAUUCUUGUCCUGUGGUGUGCCCACAACACUGCUGCUCUUGUCCUGUGGUUGAGCCCUGUGCUGCUGCUUGUGAGUGUUGCCUGUGCCCUGUGCCCUGUGCCCUGUGCUGCUGCGUGCUUUGUGCCCGUCUGGUGCCAGGCCAUGUCUGCGGGCCUGCAGAUGCUUGGUGUGGUGUUGGGACUGGUGGGCUGGAUCGGUGCCAUCGUGUCCUGCGCUCUGCCCCUGUGGCGCGUCACCGCGUUCAUCGGGAGCAACAUUGUCACAGCGCAGACCAUGUGGGAGGGCCUGUGGAUGAACUGUGUGGUGCAGAGCACGGGCCAGAUGCAGUGCAAGGUCUACGACUCCAUGCUGGCGCUGCCUCAGGAGCUGCAGGCGUCGCGCGCCAUCCUGGUCAUCGGCCUCCUGCUGUCCGCCGUCGCCCUGCUGGCCAGCCUUGCCGGGGCACGGUGCACCACCUGCCUGGCCGAGGGUUCCGGCAAAGCGCGGGUCGCCACGACAGCCGGAGCGCUGCUCGUAAUCGGCGGGCUGCUGUGUCUGAUCCCGCCCAGCUGGUCGGCGCACCGGGUGAUCCGUGACUUCUACAGCCCCCUGGUGGUGCAGUCGCAGAAGCGCGAGCUGGGCGCCGCACUCUUCCUCUGCUGGGGCGCCGCGGCGCUGCUGCUCAUCGGUGGCGGCCUGGUCUGCGCCUCCUGCCCGCAGAGGUACGGGGCCGCGCAGGUGAGCGGACGCCGCUACAAACUCAACUCGCAGUCCUCCGUCCAGACCGACCGCUUGGCCUAUGUCUGAGAGACCCUUUAGAUGGAACAUAUGUAGAGUGAACUGGCACUCUCUUUACAUGUAAUAAGUGAACUGUCAUCGUCUUAGAUAAAAUUAGAUGUUUAUUUAGUAUUUUAAUAUGUUAAUAUAUAUUUUAAUGUUCACGUUGAUGUGUUUUUUUUAUUAUUAUUUUGUUUUAUCUUUAUGUGAAUUUGUGUGACUUGAGUUUAAUAAAACCAUUUGUUUAAAGAAA
Sardina pilchardus (European sardine) is the source of this 1133-nucleotide messenger RNA. It is a transcript of the gene cldng, whose product is annotated as claudin g. Lineage: Eukaryota; Metazoa; Chordata; Actinopteri; Clupeiformes; Clupeidae. Gene Ontology annotation, biological process: cell adhesion; bicellular tight junction assembly. The record is from RefSeq and is a predicted model, not a curated record. Gene Ontology annotation, molecular function: structural molecule activity. Gene Ontology annotation, cellular component: plasma membrane; bicellular tight junction. The transcript is spliced from 3 exons. The coding region runs from base 266 to 910 and encodes 214 amino acids.